Messenger RNA from Diversispora eburnea, 1083 nucleotides. NCBI's taxonomy places the organism in Eukaryota, Fungi, Glomeromycota, Glomeromycetes, Diversisporales, Diversisporaceae. The record is from the annotation of a GenBank genome assembly.
AUGAUUGCAACUAAAGUGGCGUUUAGGAAAUUAAUAAAAUUUAAUUCAAUUAAUUCGUUUAUACCAAAAAGAACAUUUACAACGACACAAGAAGUUGUUUCUUUUUAUGAUGAUAAAGUUACUCGGUAUUCAGAACAAUCAAUUAAACCAGUUACGUUAAAAAAAUUACUUCAAUUUGGUCAACCACCAUUAAAUACAUCUAAACUUCUUGAAUCAGCACAAUAUACUAAAUCCGAACUUCCCGUUCGUCUUGCUCAAAUUACUAAAGAGGAAACUGAUAUACAAUUUGCAAAAAUGUUGGCAGAAAUAGUAUCAGCACAUACAGAUAAUAUUCCAGUACUAGCAAGAGGAUUUCAAGAGUGUAAAAAAUAUAUGUCAUUACAAGAUAUAACAGAAUUUCUUGAUGAUAUGAUUAGAGCAAGAAUUGCUAUUCGAUUAAUUGCAGAACAACAUAUAGCAUUACAUAAUAAUAAACCGGGUUCCAAUUAUAUAGGGAUUAUUGAUAUCAAUACUAAUCCAAUCAAAUUAAUUAAAUCAUGUGCAAAUUUUGUAAAAGAACUUUGUGAAAUUCAUUAUGGGACAUCACCAGAUAUAACAAUUAAUGGACAGAUAGAUAUCACAUUUACAUAUGUUAGUGUUCAUCUUGAAUAUAUUAUUUCAGAAAUACUUAAAAAUUCAUAUAGAGCAACAGUUGAAUAUAGUAGAAAAAUGAAAAGAAAAGAACAACCAAAUGUUGAAGUAACAAUAUCUAGAGGAAAUAGUAAUAAUGUUGGAAUAAGAGUUAAAGAUCAAGGAGGAGGGAUAUCACCUAAAGAUUUACCUUCAAUAUUUGAUUAUUCUUUUACAACUGUUCCACAAGAUGAAACAAUUACAGAUAACAUUUUGGCAGAUGUUUCUAGAAUUUCAAUGCAAACUGGAUUAGGUGGACCUAUUGCAGGAUUAGGUUAUGGACUUCCUUUGGCUCGAAUAUAUGCACAAUAUUUUGGUGGAUCUUUAAGUCUUAUGUCACUUUAUGGUCACGGAUGUGAUGUGUUUUUAAGACUUAAUGAUAUUAAUGAAUCAUUUGAUAAUUUACAAAUUUAA